Molecule: messenger RNA, 4186 nt
Organism: Selaginella moellendorffii
Lineage: Eukaryota; Viridiplantae; Streptophyta; Lycopodiopsida; Selaginellales; Selaginellaceae
Product: condensin complex subunit 1
Exons: 19
Coding region: 7-4119 (1370 amino acids)
Biological process (GO): meiotic chromosome condensation; mitotic cell cycle; mitotic chromosome condensation
Cellular component (GO): nucleus; condensed chromosome, centromeric region
Molecular function (GO): histone binding
Source: RefSeq, a predicted model, not a curated record
GAAGCUAUGGCGCCAUGUUUCGUGAUCCCACAGAGCGGCGGCCUUGAGGAGCUCGAGAAAGAUUGCGGUGAGGAAGAUUUUCUCGUCGUCCAGCGCGAUUUCUCGACGGCCGAUGGCGAGGAGCUCGCCAAAGGUGAGAUUUUGGUGUGUCCAUCGCUAGGGUAUCUUGAUCACGGUUGUCUCGUAGAGGUCGCGUUCCAGCUCGGUGACAAUGAGGUCACCUGCAUUGAGGAGCAAGCGAUUUUCGAUCAGCUGUUUGCCAUUGUCAAGAAUUUCCCCUCUUUGCAGCCCUCAACAAAGAGACUGAUUAUCGAAAGCCUUUGCUCGAAUUUUACACUCCUUAUCGCAAGCAUCGCGUCGUUGAAGCGUGAAGAUGCGGAGAGUGAUCCAGCAUUUUUGUGUCAGCAAAUCCACUCCCAGCAAAACGCUCUCAAACUAUACUCGUUUUUUCUUCAACAAAUCUAUACUCUCGAGGAGGCGCCUUGCUCAGACUCGCAGAAGACUAAAGCAUCGACUAAGAGCAAGCAGCCUCGUAAGAAAAAUCCAACUUUGUCUUGGAAGUGGGAAGACUUUCGAGCUCGGAUAGUAUCAUCAGUCACGCGUGUUUUGGAGGCGGACUUACAACUUCUCUAUGGCAUGGCACGGCCUGAGAAUGGGCUUCUUAACUUCCUUGCAAAGUUCGGGCUGAAGCUACUCGAAAAUCCAACCGUCAUGAAGGACAAAGAAGCAAAAGACGAAGUUUGCAAGUUUCUAGCAACGUGUGCUGUCAAGUAUGAUUACCACGAGCAACUCUUGCCUUCCUUGAUCGACUUGCUACACAAAUGCGAACAUGUCCCGAUCCCGUUAGCAGAUCUGGUGACUGUCUCGGAUAAAUCAUACGGCGACAACACUUUGGCAGUGGGGAUUCUGAGGGAAGUCGGCAUGACAGGCCAAGCAGAGUAUAACCGGUUGCCUACAGUAGCAGACAAUGUGAAACUUUUCCUCGUGGAACUGGCGGACAGGUUACCCAAAGUGUUGGCUGCCAACCUCAGCGUUCUUAUGCCGCACUUUGGAGGGGAGUCGUACAAAAUAAGGAACGCUCUUGUUACGGUGCUGGGAAGGCUUGUGGUGAAGGCUUUCGGAGACAAUGACAGCAACUUAAGCGAAGAUAUCAGGCUCCGGAACAAACAGGCCAUGCUCGACGUUCUAAUAGAACGAACCCGUGACACGAAUGCUUUUACGCGGGCUUGUGUGCUGCAGACAUGGGGUUACCUGUGCGAGCAGAACUCCCUAUCAAUCAGCCUCUGGAAUCAGGUUGUGGACAUUGCCGCUGGUCGUCUACAUGAUAAAGCAGUUCUUGUGAGGAAAAACGCUCUUCAACUCCUCACAACUUUACUGGAGUACAAUCCGUUUGGGCCUAUGCUCAAGACUGGCCGUUUUGAAGCGACUCUCGAGAUUUACAAGCUACAGUUGGAGAAGAUGACUCAAGGAAAUGGAACUUCCGGGGAAACGGAAACGGAAACGGAAACUGCAAGGUUUAAGCCACAAGAGGAGGCUGUCAACGAUAACGAGACGCAAGACAGCGCUAUAUUUGAGUCGCAAGGUCCCCCUGAGACGCAAAAGCGCUGCGAUAUUGGAAGUCUUGAGCAAACCAGAGCGCUCGUGGCCUCGCUGGAGUCUGCGUUGCAUUUUUCUAGAACGAUGGCGUCAACUAUACCAGUUAUAUCUCAACUCUUCUCGUCUUCCGCGAUUUUUGACGUUCAGCAAAGUAUUCAGUUUCUUACAAAGUGCCAUAAGUUCAGCAUUGAUGGAGCGGAAGAAUGUAUGCGGAAGAUGCUGCCUCUGGUUUUCUCUCAGGAAAGGAGCAUAUAUGAAGCUGUGGAGGGUGCCUUUGUCGUGACGUAUAUAAAGAAAAGUCCGCAAGAGACUGCCUCUAAUCUCCUCCAGCUAGUUCUUGAAGCCCCAGUCGGGCAUCUGACGUCCAUCGAGGCUCUUUUGAUUAGUCUCGUGAAAAAGAGGGAAAUUCCUGCUGGCACGGAGCCAGCGUUAUGGGAUAUUUUUACGUUCAACUCUGUUGGUGUAACACCGGAGCAAUGCCGAUGUGCUUUGUCCUUGCUCUGUAUGAUAGCGAAAGCAUCUCCAAAGGUGUUUAGCUCUCGUAUACAGAACGUGGUGGACAUUGGUUUUGGACGAUGGGCCAAGCAAGAAAGUUUACUGGCACGAUUCGCCUGUCUCGCCCUUCAACGCCUCACGAUCGAGGACAAGCAGCAGCUUCAACCUGGCCACAAAGUUUUCAGCAUACUUGCCAGCUUAAUCUCCGAUCAACUUCUACCCGAUGAGAUCUGGUACUCGGCGGCAGAACAGGCUAUAAGCGCGAUAUAUGUCAUUCAUCCCGUUCCAGAGGCGUUUAUGUCAGCUCUAAUGCUGAAGUUCUUAGAUGCUGCUCUUCAAAAAACCGAUGAAGGACUGGACUCGAGCAUAUUAAGCAGGUUUCUGUUUGCCACGGGGCACGUCGCGCUAAAGCAUCUGGUUUACAUCGAGACAUGCGUCAGAGCCAUACGAAAACAAAAAUGUGACAGAGAAAGAGAAGCAGCAGCUGUUGAUGCUAAUGCGGCAGAAGAUGGAGUUUCAUCUUCCAAGGACGAAGGCAUUAAUGCAGAACUGGGAGUCGCUGCUGCAGAAGACGUCAAGCUUGAUUAUCUUCUGGAAAAGGCGGAACGUGAAAUCGUCUCUGGCUCAGAAACUAGAAAGCUCCUUAUUGGUAGCAUUUCUCCUCUGGUUUCCAAGCUUUGUAAGAACUCCACUGUUUUGCAAAAGUUUCCUCAGCUCCGGUCAUCAGUAGUUCUAUGUCUGUGUAAACUUAUGGCAGUAGAUUCCAACUAUUGUGACGCAAACCUGCAAUUGUUAUUUACUCUUGCUCAAAAUUCCCCUGAGGAUGCGAUUCGCUCGAACUGUAUUAUUUCUCUUGGAGAUAUUGCAUUUCGGUUUCCAAACUUACUGGAACCAUGGACGGAAAAUAUAUACGCCCGGCUGCACGACAGAUCCGACUACGUGCGCAAGAAUGCUGUGCUCGUCAUCUCUCACCUGGUUUUAAAUGAUAUGAUGAAGGUCAAGGGACAUAUUAGCGAAAUGGCUAUCAGAACUCAGGAUGAGAACAGUCGAAUUUCAGAGCUUGCAAAACUUUUCUUCAGCGAGCUAUCAAAACGAGGGACAAGUCCAAUUUACAAUUUUCUCCCGGAUAUCCUUAGCCGUUUGUCAAGCUCUACUAACAUCAGUGGAGAUACCUUUCGUAAUAUCAUGCAGUUCCUCUUAGACUUCAUAAAGAAGGAUCGGCAAAUUGAAGGUUUAAUUGAGAAGCUGUGCAACAGAUUCGUUGGAACAUCUGAUCGAGCACAGUGGCAAGCGAUUGCUUACUGCCUUUCUCAGCUGACUUUUACUGACAAGGCAAUGAAGAGGUUGAUCGACUUGUUUAAACAGUUUGCCAAUGCUUUGGUUGACGAGCAGGUCCUGGAUUCUUUCAAAACCAUAUGCAGCAAGGCUAAGAAGCUGGCUAAGCAGGAUUACCGACAGCUCCUGGAAGAGUUUGAGCUCAAGAUAACUGCAUGCCACGAACAAAAGAGAGAAGAGGAGGUUGCAGCGAUGGAAGCCCAGCACGUCGCAGACAACGGUAUACGGUGUGAGUCGAAUGGAGCUUCCAAAAACGAUGAAGAGCAGGCAUCUAGCACUGUGAGCUCAAACGGAAGCACGUCGGGAGAAGACGAGGAAGUUUGCCCGAGGACUCCUGUUGCCUCAAGCGUCAAGCCUGGGAGCGUGGAUGGAGACGAUUACAGCAGUGGAAGCGAACACCGGUCUCAUGUUUCGACUAACUCGCGUGAAAGUUCUGGUGGUAGCAUGAAUGGAGACGACUCCAGCACAAAAUGCAAACACCGCUCUCGUGUUUCAACGAGGUCCAAAGUCACGGGACGAAAGGGAUCGAUCGAUUCUAAUGCCAUGCUUGAAAACUCCGAGAGAUCUCCGGCUUCGAUCGAUUCGUAUGCGAAGCGUGAAAACUCCGAGAGCUUGGACGGAGGACACACAGACGAAGAAGAAGAAAGUACGUGUACGGAUGGAGGAACGGUGAGCGAUUCUGAGGAAGAGUAAGCUCAACCGUCCAUCAGCACGGACAUUACGCCAAGUGCUAUGUGUAAUCAACAUAGGUUUUGGUUUA